CACUGAAUGAGAAAGGAGGCGUCAGAAUUGGUUAAUAAGCGAGAACGAACGCAUCGCAUCAUGGCGAGUCGGCGGUUAAGAAAUGCAAAUGCGACAUCAGAAGUGGGAUCAGAAUCUUUUGAAGGAUGGCAGCAAAUAAUAGCUCGUCAAAAUCAAAGUUUGGAAGCAAUUGCGCAUGCGUUACUCGGUCGGAAUAGCGAAAUACAUUUACCUGAAUUUGACCCAGCAACUGAGGGCGCUGAUGCUCAUGCUUGGGUUGUGAUGGCUGAUAUGGUCGUUGGUGAAAAUUCGCUGCAAGGAAGUGCACUAUUGUCUGCAUUAAGCAGAGCCAUGAAAGGGGCAGCGUCAGUGUGGCUAUCACAAAUAUCACACACGGGGCUAACGUGGGCCGAAUUUAAAGAAUGUUUUAAAACACGGUUUGAAAUUUACGAAUCAGCAGCCGCUUUUAUUUUAAACAUGAACAAUAAAAGACCAAAAGAAGGUGAAUCUAUUGCAGCGUAUGCAGCGACUCUGGCAGCGACUCUGAUUUCGCGUUGGAGUGAUAUGUCGAUAGAAAAUAUUGCUGUGUCUAUCGUUUUGGCGCAUGUUGCACAAUUUGACAAUCGUUUGCGUCGAUUAGCGCAUACGUGUGAUGCAUACACUUGUAAGUCGCUUCAGCAAGAACUAAAAGCAAUUUCUAUAAAGCGAAAGAUGAUCGACAGUGCUGGUGACAGUGCGCCUAAACGGCAGAGUUCCAGUUCAGCUGCAAUAAAGUGUUUUCGCUGUGGUUCGAGUGGCCAUAAAGCUUUCCAGUUGUAA
Molecule: messenger RNA, 798 nt
Organism: Teleopsis dalmanni
Lineage: Eukaryota; Metazoa; Arthropoda; Insecta; Diptera; Diopsidae
Exons: 2
Coding region: 7-798 (263 amino acids)
Source: RefSeq, a predicted model, not a curated record